CAACCGGCUGCAGGCGCUCACGGCUUGAGCGAAGACGUACACCCCCCAACGCCGCACCGUGUCUUGCCGCCCCCGCCGAUAAUUAAGACCCGGAGAGCAGUUUCACGGUGGGCCAUGAAAAUGCGGCAGGGAUGGCUAGUGCUGCUGUUGGUCACGUACGUCGGCACGUCGCUGGUGCGCCAGGAGGACGAGCCGCAGGAGCCGGAGCCGGAGCAGAAGCCAGCCGCACGACGACACGACCAGCAGCACCAGCCAAAAAGCAGCACGUCGUGCAAAAAAUCCGAAUUUCAAUGCGGCGACGGCGGCCGACAGUGCGUUGGCUCGGAUAGGUACUGCAACGGCGUGCAGGACUGCGAGAACAAUGCGGACGAGCCGCAGGACUGCUCACUGUGCAAUCGAACGUACUUCGGCGAGGUCGGACGCACAUACGAAUUGGAAGUCAAACGUCCGGAAGAAUUACAGCUGCCGUUUCUCUGCUACUUGAACUUCACGGCGGCGGGCAAGUCGCUCGGCGAGCUGGUCCAACUGAGUUUCGAGUCGUUCUCGGUGGGCACGUUCGAGUCGUUCACGUCGGAGGGGUGUCCCGACGGCUACAUCUCCAUCGCCGAGGGGAAUCGCCCGCCGCAGGGCGGCAAGUGGUGCGGCAGCUCAUGGGGCUACACCGUCUACUACAGUGAGACGCCGAGCAUCAACCUCACGCUGCAUCUCGCGCGUCUGCCGCAACAGCAUCAGAACGGCUUCGAGUUCAAGCUGUCCUACAAGUUCCUGCGGCUGAGCGACGCGCGGAUUCGUUACGGCAAUGCGACGCAACGCUCCUACCGUGGAAAACUUCACGCCGGAUCGUACUGUGAUCGCCUGCUGGAGGGCUGCAGCAAGCGACCAUGCCGCAUCCAGUCGCCGAACUAUCCGGGCAUCUACCCCAGGAACCUGACCUGCAGCUACCGCGUACGCGAUAAGUCGGCGCCGCCGGAAAAACACGCGCUUAUCGCCGUCCGCCAGGCGCACUACAACCACAAGGACCAUCAGGUCACGAAGUUCGAUAACAGCGAUCGAGUUUUUCGGAUAUGGGAUCAGUGUAACGUGAUGCAAGAUUACAUCGAGAUUCUGGACGGCAGCGAGCAGAGCAGCCCGAUAUUGGCUCAUUUAUGUAGCGGCGAGACGGUGCCGGAAAUAAUUAGUUCCGGACCCGAGCUGCUGGUUAGAUUCCAUACGUCUCCUUUCGGCAACCCUUUUCACCCGCUGCCGCUCUCCUAUUUGCCCGGAUUCGAGCUGGAAGUACAGGUAUUCUACGUGAACAAAGCCUCGCCUACCUACAUCGAGCAAGGCAAAAAAUGCGAAUUCCUCGUUUCCACCUUUGAGAAUCCAUCGGGAAUUCUCGAAAGUCCAAUGCAUUCCCUGCCGCCGAACACCACCUGCCACUACCACUUCCGCGGGCAUCCCAAGGAGAUUGUCUGGAUCUCCUUCAUCAAAUACCACGUCACAGCCGACCGCAUUAGCGAGUACGACGGCGACUGCGACGUCCAGCUGCAGCUCUGGGACGGGGACAUCAAAACCAAGACGAAUGUCCCGCUGAUGGGGCAAUUCUGCAAGGACGACAAGCCGAAGCUGUGCGACCACUCCCUGCUGAGCAACUCCUCGCGCAAGACACGUCCCUGCGGCCUCAAGGAGAGCUACGUGUCGUCCGGUUCUGAUCUGACCGUGGCGCAGACCAUCCGCUACGGAAACGUGAUGUACCCGGUGAGUUUUGUGCUGCGGUACGAAUUUGUCGAUCUGUCACAAGAGGGUGCCCAGCUGACGUUGAAUCCCUGCGAUCGGAUCUUUACCAGUGCUUCCGGGAAAUUCUAUUCGCCAAGGAUUACGUUCCUCUAUGGACGUGGUGGGCAAAAAGCGCUGAAUUGCGCGUAUCACUUUGAAGGUGGAGAACGGAAACGCCUACUGAUUAAUUUCGAGCGGGUAGGCCUUGGCCAUAAGCAAUGUCACUCAUAUUUUGAUCCCGAGAGUGACCGCUGGAAGUGCUCGAAUGAUGAUCAUAUAGAUGGCAUAGCGCAGAUUCACGUCUCCGAGUAUCCAUGGCAAGGCGUCGAAAUCAAACGCGACUGUCUCUGUGGAAAUGUCAGUGAUACAUUGCACGUUCUAACGAAAACUGGACGCAAGGUUGUGGUGGAAUUUGUGAUCAGCGAUAUGAACAUCACGGAGGACUACAGGGAUUACUACUUCGACGCCACGUAUGAGUUUCAGGCGCAGGCCGAGCACGGAUGUGUCGAUCCAUGGAAAACUCGUCAGUUGAAGGGAUCCAGCGGGGAGAUCACGCUGAGAAACAGUGAUAGCUCCAAUCAAACCGUUGUAUACUGCACAAGCCAACCGUGGCUUAUAGAACCGGAAAACCCAUUCACGAAUUUCUUGUACUUGAAGAUCAAGGGCUUCGAAAUGAAAAACGACAGUUAUUGUGGGACACGUAAUCGUAUUCUGGUGCAUGCACCAGGAAGGACCACCUCAAUGAGGAUUAUAUGUCCGGAUGUCUUUGUCGGCAAUGUCGUGGAGCUCUUCUCAGAGGGUUGGGCAGUCUACAGUUACAAACACCUGCAAGCCAAACACGUGAGGAGUUUCAUCAUUGAAUUCCUUCAAAGGGAGCCGGGCAAUUUCGCUGUUAACUGGAUCGAGGUGUCGAAGAACCCCGCGUUGUCCUUGCAGACUACACUAUUCACGUUCACACCACCAAAUUGUCCUCAUAGUUGUCCUGAAUUGGGCGCCUGCAUAAGCCCGGAACUGUGGUGCGACGGGCUGCGGCAUUGUCCUUCCGGCAGCGACGAGCAGGAAGUGAAUUGUUCCAUGCACGCCGGUCUGCCACUGACGGUGCUCACCGCCGGUCUGAUGCUGAUCGGCGCGCUCACCGUCAUCAUUCUAGCGUCGGGCGCGUCGCUAUGCUUCUGGCGACAUCGGCGGCGCGAACAAAAGGACGUGAUAGUGUCGGUUACGGAGCACACGUUCCUUGAAUUCAAGAGCGGCUAUUGUUAGUGCUAUCGCGCGGCUAUGUGCAGCACGCGCAUUUCCCUUUUCUAGGCGUGGCGUGGAAAUAUCAGGGGGCGGCGGGGCUGCGACGUGAUUGUGAUUACCAUGUGAAAGGACAGACAGGAGCCUAGUUCUAAGUCGUAGCUGGGUAAGAAUUGUAUUUUUUCAGUUGAGAUCGGUUUGGUUAGGGAGAACUGUAGGCUCAUUCGCUCAACGUGUGCGCGGAUUUCCACAUUAACGCUCAAAGUAAUUCCAUGAUGAGAACAUACAAAUCGAGGCGCAUUUGUACAAUCAAAUACUUUACUGACUAAGAAGUAUAUAUCCUCAUUCAAUAUCCGAAAUGUAUUUAAGGAUGAUUAAUCAUGAUAAGUAAGAAAUAUGUCUAAGAUUAAGAUGCUAAAUUCGUAAGCGUUUCAAGUCAAGUACAAAGGUGUAACGGUACAGGUUCGGGGAAGAGUAAGUAGUAAAUGACGUUAACAAGUUUGCAAACUAUACUAAACUAUCAUUUCAGCCAUUCCCAACAGUUAGGUACACAUGCAUACACAUACACAUACUGACAAAAACUUUUAAAACUUCAUUUUGUUACCAAGAGCAUAAAUCUAGGAUAUUAUACCUGAUUAGGAUAUCUGAUUUCUAUAUACUGAAAUGUGAGCCGGCGUCAAUAGGGGUGCCAUAUACGAGGUGAUGUGAUUUGCUGGCACAUUAUUGCUCCGAAGUUGUAAUGAAUGCCUUUACAAAUUUUCGAAGACAAUUAUUUCCGUUCUUGCUGGUUCAAAUCAAUAAGGAUUCAUUAACUGAAAAACGCGAUGGACAAUGGUUUAUCACUGGAUCAUAAUCAAGCGGUAGGAACGGGCGAGGGCCGGAAGGAAUCAUGACUGACAAUAUAAAAAGUAAAACUACUGUAAUAACUUAAUUUCUAAGCUAAGGGCGUGCAUAGAGAUUAUUUUAGAGUUAAGUAUUUAUGACUUAAGAAUGUUUUUAUGGAACAUGUGGAAAUGAAAUAAACACGUAGAUUUUUCUUAAU
Molecule: messenger RNA, 4033 nt
Organism: Dalotia coriaria
Lineage: Eukaryota; Metazoa; Arthropoda; Insecta; Coleoptera; Staphylinidae
Exons: 8
Coding region: 115-3015 (966 amino acids)
Cellular component (GO): plasma membrane
Molecular function (GO): protein binding
Source: RefSeq, a predicted model, not a curated record